Messenger RNA from Peniophora sp. CBMAI 1063, 1752 nucleotides. NCBI's taxonomy places the organism in Eukaryota, Fungi, Basidiomycota, Agaricomycetes, Russulales, Peniophoraceae. The record is from the annotation of a GenBank genome assembly.
AUGGCUGCUUCGGCACCCGCUGUGCCUCGCCCAACGCCAAUCUUACGUCUAGCAUAUGAGCUCCAUGUCGACAUCAUCAAACUUAUUUGCGACUCGGACGCGGGGCCGUACUAUCUUGACACACCACCUCGCUCUGUCAAGAAUCUGAGAAGCAUAGCGCACACUUGCCAACGUUUUCGGCGGAUUGUCAAAGGCGACCCCAAGCUUGGACAGAUAUUCACACGUCCGCGACUCAUGCGCGAUCUACCUCUACUUUUCGACUCUUCUUGGGUCGUCGCCGCCGCUGGCAAGGGCACCUCGCCUCUCAUUAUCCGCGCAGAGAUUCCCAAGCCAGAUACUCGCGCCGAACGCGCGUUCACACGGGCGAUAUCGUCGAUCUCGCGCGCCAACACCAUUAUCCUCCGUGGACACGAGAGAGCCGAUGAUAGCUCUGACUCUUAUACGCGAUGUGAUAUAUUCUCGGUGACUGGAUCGCUACCUGCGAAGUUGGAGAUAUUGCGUCUCUCCGCUAUGAAUGUAGAUGCAGUACAGUCUGCAGAACGCUCAUCGAACCCGGGGAGCCUCAAGAUUCUCCAAUUGCGCGACUGCGUGCUCUCGAGAGGCAACCCAUCACUCCCGGCGGGCAUGGCGCUCACUUCAUUUGUUCUUGAACAUGUCAAAUUUGAGGGUGGUUUCUCCCCUGACACUCUCAUACGAGUUCUGCGCUCAUGCGGGAUGACCUUGCGCGAAUUGAUCAUCAGCGACGAGCACCUAUCUGAUACUAGCCAUAUACCUGACGGUCUGCAUGAACGCCUCAACAUCAGGCAUGAUCUGCAUCUAUCGCAGAAGGCUAACCUUCCCGCCUUGAGGAAGCUCUCUCUGCGCGCCCACACGUACGCUCUGGGGUUAUUUAUUAAUCGUCUGCAUAUGCCCAACCUAUUCGUGGCACAUGUUACCGCCAUUCAUGGUUACACCCGCUUUGAUUGCGACUAUCUUCGUGAUGACGUAUCGAAACCAAUCAUCGACUACCUUCUUGGACCGCGGUGCUCCUUCAAAUCCGUCUUGAUUGAUCGCACACACCCAUCUUUGCUAGAGUUCGCCCGUAUUAUCGCAAAGGCAGACGGCAAGAGGCCCCAUCCGGGUCCUGUGCUGGAAUUGUCUCUGUUGAACAUUGAGCACUCCCAGCACGCGACGCAGAUGAGUUGGCCGCCCCGCGUUCGUGACCUUCCUUUCAUGCUCCACGACCGUAUCCGCGAGGUAUACACAGUAUAUCUCGCUGAGGAUGUCAGAGCGGGUAGUGAAACCGAUGCAAGCUAUUGCCUUCUUGCACACGUCUUUCCCGAGGUCGCUUCUGCGACAUUGCUUGGUCCGGGUGCGGCAUCUACAUUGCACGCGCUUGAGUCAGGCCCUGCAGACUGGAUUUCGCCAACACUGGUUGAGAUCAUCAUCUCAACGCUCGAUGUGUCGGACGAAGCAGAGUUCAUGGAUGGCAUAACAGAGAAGCAUCUAGAGGCCAUACGGCACAAGUAUGACAUGUUCAUUCACUACGAUUCAACUGUGGCAAAGCGCUACGGGUGUAAGGAGGGUGGUUAUGACGAGAUGGCGAAUGAGCGGUGGGGCUUAUUAUGGGACGUACGGGAUGGAUGGGAAGAGUUCAAGCAUUCGUAUGCGGCGAUGGAAGUGGACUGCGGCUUCGAGCCUAAAGAUCCUGAAAGCAACUAUCUAGGGUCCACCUGUCGCUAUGAAUGGUCGCAGAGGGAGCUACUGAGUUGA